ACAGCCGUGUGGAACCAGGUCAACGCGGUGCUGGAGGAAGCGCAGACCAUCCUGGCCGAGCUGCAGUCCUACACGGGCGCAGGCCUGGAGAUUCGAGAGGCGAUCCAAAACCCCAACGACCUCCAGCUGCAGGAGAAGGCCUGGCACGCCGUGUGCCCUCUCGUGGCAAAGCUGAAACGCUUCUAUGAGUUCUCCCUUCGCCUGGAGAACGCCCUGCGCAGCUUGCUGGAAGCGCUGACCUGCCCGCCCUACGCCCCGACUCAGCACCUGGAGCGAGAACAAGCCCUCGCCAAGCAGUUUGCAGAAAUCCUACACUUCACCCUCAGCUUCGACGAGCUCAAGAUGACCAACCCUGCCAUCCAGAAUGAUUUUAGCUACUACAGAAGAACCAUCAGCCGAAAUCGCAUCAACAAUUUGCAGCUAGACGCCGAGAGCGACGUGAACAACGAAAUGGCCAACCGGAUGUCGCUCUUCUACGCCGAGGCCACGCCCAUGCUGAAAACGCUCAGCAACGCCACCACCAAGUUUGUUUCCGAGAACAAGACCCUCCCCAUCGAGGACACAACUGACUGUCUAAGCACCAUGGCCUGUGUCUGCCGGGUGAUGCUGGAGACCCCGGAAUACAGGAGCCGGUUCACCAACACAGAGACCCUUCUCUUCUGCAUGCGAGUGAUGGUCGGCGUCAUCAUCCUCUACGAUCACGUCCAUCCCGUGGGGGCCUUCGCAAAGACCUCCAAGAUCGACGUGAGUGACUCUCCGUCUCAGUACACGCCACAGGGCCCCGCGGGGGGGCGUUGGCAAAACACUGGAGGCGGGAAGGCUGAUUCGGGGGGUGCCGGGGGACCCGCCAUCGGCCUGGCAGUGGGCAGGACCAUCCUGCCAGACACCUCCCAGAUCAGGCCCCGUCGGAAAGACGACCUUGAACCUCCACCCGAGUUUUGCUGGUUCUUCCGGCUGGAGGACCCCGUCACAAGCAGCCGAGGCCUGGUGAAAUCUGUCACCAGCCCCAGCAGUGACCUCACUGGCAAAGCGAUUCGCGACCGAGCACUUGUUGCCACCACCUUCCUGGAGGUCUUUUCCUUGGGGGCGGGGAGAGAGAAGACAGCUUGGAGUAGUGACCAGAAGGUGUCUCUGCCGGCCACGUGUUCGCAGCCAGACGACGUGGCUCUCACCCAGACACGGCUGGCAGCCGGGGUCUAG
Molecule: messenger RNA, 1200 nt
Organism: Pelodiscus sinensis (Chinese soft-shelled turtle)
Lineage: Eukaryota; Metazoa; Chordata; Testudines; Trionychidae
Source: RefSeq, a predicted model, not a curated record